Messenger RNA from Pyricularia oryzae 70-15, 495 nucleotides. RefSeq lists its product as uncharacterized. The record is from RefSeq and is a predicted model, not a curated record. The coding region runs from base 1 to 495 and encodes 164 amino acids. Lineage: Eukaryota; Fungi; Ascomycota; Sordariomycetes; Magnaporthales; Pyriculariaceae. The transcript is spliced from 2 exons.
AUGUCUGGCUGGCUCAUAUGGAUCCGCGCCAUUCUGCAAGCCAGCCACUGCGCGCUGGAGAAUACACUGCUCACAGAGCCACGAGGGUCUGCGACUGUGGGUUCUGUUCGGCUGUCCCAUCCCUCUGUUGAGCGCCAAGUAGCCUGUUUCAGAUCACCCCCGUCAAUCCCCGCAGCCUUCGCAAACAUCUCCCUCAAGAGUCGUCCUGGUACCCAAGCAUGGCCAGUUCUGGUUGAAAAAGAUUUCAAGUUCCGGGGCGAUGAGUUCCUGGAGCGUCCGACCCCACUUGGUCUUCUACUGUUGCAGGGUUGGCUCAUCAUCACCCAUAUAUGCGACAAGAUGGCAUAUUUCGGUAUAUCGGGACCGGAGAACUCCUUGGUGUUCAAGGUUUCCGUGUUGAUGAGGCACAUGGUGGCGCUUGUGUUUGCUUUGCUCCAACUUUUAAAGUAUCUCUUCGGUCGUAGGCCAACGAUGAUGGCGAUAAAGAUUGAUUGA